Messenger RNA from Homarus americanus (American lobster), 522 nucleotides. Its product is annotated as extensin-like. NCBI's taxonomy places the organism in Eukaryota, Metazoa, Arthropoda, Malacostraca, Decapoda, Nephropidae. Bases 1 to 522 code for a protein of 173 amino acids. The transcript has a single exon. The record is from RefSeq and is a predicted model, not a curated record.
AUGAAACCUCAACCCCGCGGUCUCUAUUUCCAGCCCCGCAGUCUCUAUCUCCAACCCGCGGUCUAUUUCAACCCCGGUCUCUAUUUCCAGCCCGCGGUCUCUACCUCCAGCCCCGCGGUCUCUGCCUCCAGCCCGCGGUCUCUAUCUCCCAGCCCACGGUCUCUACCUCCAGCCCCGCAGUCUCUAUCUCCAGCCCCGCGGUCUCUACCUCCAGCCCGCGGUCUCUACUCCAACCCCCCGGUCUCUACCUCCAGCCCCGCGGUCUCUAUCUCCAGCCCCGCAGUCUCUACCUCCAACCCUGCAGUCUCUACCUCCAACCCCGCGGUCUCUCACCUCCAACCCCGCGGUCUCUACCUCCCAACCCCGCGGUCUCCUACCUCCCACCCCGCGGUCUCUACCUCCAACCCCGCGGUCUCUACACACCCAACGUCUCUACCUCCAACCCCGUGGUCUCUACCUCCAACCCGCAGUCUUUAUCUCCAGCGCGGUCUCUCCUCAACCCGCGGUCUCUACCUUUUGUGA